Molecule: messenger RNA, 672 nt
Organism: Scomber japonicus (chub mackerel)
Lineage: Eukaryota; Metazoa; Chordata; Actinopteri; Scombriformes; Scombridae
Gene: spmap2
Product: theg spermatid protein
Exons: 5
Coding region: 1-672 (223 amino acids)
Biological process (GO): spermatogenesis
Source: RefSeq, a predicted model, not a curated record
AUGGCAACCCCGAUUCAGCAGCUUGCUCAGCCCAAACCCAACCGACUCAGAUAUCCGGACCGUCGAUCUGUUUACUGGCUGGAUGAGCUGCCACCAAAGACGACCUCACCCACCACCAAAAUCGUAUCGUCUCCAUCAUCCAGACUCUCUCCUGAAUGGGAUGUGAGCGAAUGGGCCCUCAGGGCUGUUCCAUCUGAACGCCUGUGCAGUCUGGCUAAGCCGCGUCAAACUGCCGUUGGCUGGCAGCCCGACCGCUCAUUGCUGUUCCCAUUGAGCAGAGCAACGCAAAAAGCAGUUGCAACUUCACGGAUUUGCCAGCUUGCUCAGCCAAAGAGAAAGCAGGUUACGGGGGGCUCUGGCCAUAAACCCAGACCUGUGCCCAUGACCCACAUGCCCUGCAGAGCAUCAGCACACAUAGAGCUGCUUGCCACCCCAAAGCAUGAACACCCCAAGUUCGAAGGAGAGCGUUCGGUAUGUUGGCCCAUCUCCAGAGCAUCCAGAAACUACAUUGCCAGCCAGAGACUUCUGGAGCUGUCCAGCCCGAAAGAGAGGAAGGCGCUGUUUGAGGGAUACAACCCAUACAUCGUUAGCCGGGCAGCCCGCUCUGCCAGCCCCUCGCCUCGGAUACAGCAGCUGUGUCUGCCGCUGCCCCGCAAAUGUUGCUCAAAGUAG